AUGGGCACUACUAAACCUCAGACAAACCGCCAAAAUAACUUACAGCAAGCUAGAGGAAAGGAUGGAAGCAAUCAGCACUUUCGAAAACGCAAACCGAAAGGGGUGGACGAACUACCCGGUGUCCAAAAGAUCAAAUCUUCAAUACGACAGACUAAAAGGCUUCUCGCUAAGGACAAUCUGGAUGCAGAUGUUCGAGUUACCACUGAAAGGAGAUUAAAAUCGUUGGAAAAUGACCUGGCUAAAGCAGAGUUGGCCAGAACCGAGAAAACCAUGGCGGCUCGAUAUCAUAAGGUAAAGCUCAGCCCUUUUAGGCGAAAUGUUUAUCAAGGAACUGAUACUUCUCAAAUAUCCAGGUCAAGUUCUUUGAUCAAACGUCUAUUGGAAACACCCCUUGAUGCAGAUGGAGAGAAACUGGGCAAAAAGGAGAAGAAGGCUCUCGAAAAGGAACUAGUGGAAAAGAGAAUUGACUUGAACUAUAUCACAGCGAAGAAAUACAUCUCGUUGUACCCGAACUCUACUGAGGAUGGGAGCGAUGAUGGCAAGAAUAGCGCUGAAGAGGUACCGAAUGGAGUCAAUAGUACUGCUGAAACGGAUCAGCAAAGACAGGGGUUGAGGGAUGCGGUUAAGGCAGCCAUGGAAUCUGGAGAAAUGAGUGGUGAACCAGAGCUAUAUCUCUCUGAUAUGCACAAAAUCACAUCAAUCCCUGUACAAACGAGCACUCGGAUAUCGGAACAUUCCGUUGGGCCCUCAGAAGGAACUAAAAAGAGCAAGCGAAAGAAAGGCACGGUCAUAGAAGUCCUGAACACUACAGAAAUGGACACUAGUAUCGCUAACGACGAGUUCUUCGACAUAUAA
Acaulospora colombiana is the source of this 855-nucleotide messenger RNA. NCBI's taxonomy places the organism in Eukaryota, Fungi, Glomeromycota, Glomeromycetes, Diversisporales, Acaulosporaceae. The record is from the annotation of a GenBank genome assembly.